Messenger RNA from Pocillopora damicornis (cauliflower coral), 1359 nucleotides. RefSeq names its product AH receptor-interacting protein. NCBI's taxonomy places the organism in Eukaryota, Metazoa, Cnidaria, Anthozoa, Scleractinia, Pocilloporidae. Gene Ontology annotation, molecular function: protein binding; peptidyl-prolyl cis-trans isomerase activity. The record is from RefSeq and is a predicted model, not a curated record.
AUGGCGAACGAUGAGAAGCCUCUGAUCUCCAAGAACGUUCUUUACGCAGGAGAAGGUGAAAUACCAUCGUUUGAAAAUGGAUCAAAGGCGACUUUUCAUUUUAAAACGUUCAAAAACGAUGAAGAUAAGACACAAAUAGACUGCAGUCGAGAUCUUGGGCAGCCUUUUGAGCUCCUCAUUGGGAAGAAGUUCAAGCUGGAAGUUUGGGAGGAGCUCAUAAAAACCAUGAGGGAAAAAGAAGUCGCUCGUUUUAUUUGUGAGAAAUCGCUUGUAGGGGGCUAUCCUAUAGUUGCCAAGAGUCUGCGCACACUUGCAAUGAAGGCAAAAGGAGAGAUAAAAGAGAAACAUGAUCAUCAUGAACAUUCUUGUAGUUUAUCUGCCAUGAAAUCAACUGGAUAUCCUGACUUGGAUGACUUGAUGGUCAAUGAACAAGAUCUUAUCUUUGAAAUUGAACUUUUGAAAUAUGAGAAACCUGGUGAAUACCGAAAAGAAACAUGGCAGAUGGAUGCUGAAGAAAAAUUGUCCAAUGUACCAGGGUUAAAGGAAAUUGGAAACAAAUUAUAUCAACAGAAAAAGUACAAAGAAGCAGCAGAAAAGUAUGCAGAGGCUCUGGGAUGUCUAGAGCAGCUCUGCCUGCGUGAAAAACCAGGUGAUGAACCUUGGCUCGAGCUUGACAGAAUGAAGAUCCCUUUCUUGUUAAAUUAUGCACAGUGCAAGCUCUUUCUUGGGGAUUACUAUGAAGUUAUUGAGCACACAUCCACAGUACUUGAUAAGGAUAAAGACAAUGUUAAGGCUUUAUAUCGACGCGCUAAAGCUCAUGUAAAAUGCUGGAAUCCUCAGGAAGCCAAGGAAGAUUUCAACAGGGCAGCUGCUCUUGACCCAUCUCUGACAAAAACAGUGAAGAAAGAACUUGAUGAACUUGAAAAACUUAUUAAAGAACAUAAUGCAGACGAUAAAGAGAAACUGAAGGCACUUUUUAAGUAACUCUUUGAAAAUCUGUGUUAUGUCAGGUGUUUUGUCAAAGAAGAAAGCUUUUUCAAGCAAAUUAAAUGUCAGCAAAUAAUUAUUGUGUACCUUUGAAUUUCAGGCUGAUUUGACAUUGGCAUUGGAACAUUUUUAAAUGUUAAAAAACUUGAUUUGUGUAAAUAUUUCUUUAUUUAUUAACUAUCCAUAACAACUCAAAAAUGUGUCUCAAUUCAGAAAUGUCAGAGAUACUAAACAUAUGCCGUUAAGAUAAACUGAUACAAUGAUGUAACUCAUUUGUAAUCUGAAUUCAUCUAUUUUGCUAUCAUAACAAUAAUUAAGCUCAGACUUUACUGCAAGAAAACAAAAGGAAAGAAUAAAAAAUAUUUAUUACCA